Cydia amplana is the source of this 600-nucleotide messenger RNA. Its product is annotated as transmembrane protein 256 homolog. Bases 78 to 569 code for a protein of 163 amino acids. The record is from RefSeq and is a predicted model, not a curated record. NCBI's taxonomy places the organism in Eukaryota, Metazoa, Arthropoda, Insecta, Lepidoptera, Tortricidae. The transcript has 3 exons. Gene Ontology annotation, cellular component: membrane.
UUUUUAUUGAUCGGACUUCAGAAAUUACCCAUUCUAUAUAUAUUUUUUAUAAUAUCAGUUGUAAAUAAACAAAAGGUAUGGUAAAUUUGAUGGAUACUUUGAUGAUUAAUACGGUGACGGACGGAGCUAUGACUUUCUUGCGCCAUAUCGGCGUGUUUAAGUCCAAGACUGUAGAGGCUCCACCAGUAACCAUUAUAGUAAAGAUGCCUCUGUGGGAGUUGGCGCAAGAAGCUGGGCCGUUCGUGCGGCUCGCCGGCCUGAGCGGAGCUUCCGCCGUAGUGCUGGGAGCUAUGGGUGCCCAUCGCACUUUCCCAGAAACUGAUACCAAAGAAGAUCUGAGGAAAAUAUUUGAUACUGCUAAUCGGUUCCAUUUCCUGCACACUUUGGCACUAAUGACAGUGCCUCUGUGCAAAAGACCUUACAUUGCUGGAGCAUUCUUCAUGGCAGGGAUGGGGUUAUUCUGUGGAACCUGUUACUACCAUGCAUUCACUGGAGACCGCAGUUUGCGUAGACUCACACCAAUAGGGGGUUCAUGCCUCAUACUUGGCUGGAUAGCAAUGGUAUUUUAAGAAUAAUGGAAUGUAUUAUGUAAUUAUCAGU